Asterias rubens (European starfish) is the source of this 2179-nucleotide messenger RNA. RefSeq names its product calcium uptake protein 3, mitochondrial-like. Lineage: Eukaryota; Metazoa; Echinodermata; Asteroidea; Forcipulatida; Asteriidae. The transcript has 13 exons. Gene Ontology annotation, molecular function: calcium ion binding. The record is from RefSeq and is a predicted model, not a curated record. Gene Ontology annotation, biological process: calcium import into the mitochondrion; mitochondrial calcium ion homeostasis. Gene Ontology annotation, cellular component: uniplex complex. The coding region runs from base 39 to 1025 and encodes 328 amino acids.
UUGGCCGUUUUCGACUGCAGGCAGAAAAGGUGAAAUAUAUGCUUGACAAUACCCCUGGUAAAAAGAAGGGAUCCACAACACAACUCUUCAGAACCAUAAUGGAUAAAGGAAUCAUUUCCUACACUGAGUACUUGUUUCUGCUGUGCAUACUUACCAAACCCAAGGCAGGAUAUGAGGUGGCGUUCAAGAUGUUUGACCGAGACGGCAACAACAAAAUAGACCGCAGAGAAUUCCUUCUGAUGGAGGAGAUAUUCCGUAAGAAGACCGAGAGCGAUAUGAGCAAUGAGCUUGUGAGUUUAUUAACCAAAUACCGCUACACACCAAAGCCAAAUGAUGACCUCAGAUGCAACUAUGUACAGAUUCAUAACAGACAAGCUUUGAGAGACGACAGAAACCUCAAGACUAGAUCCUCAACUCAACCGGAGCUACAGGUUCAGGAAACCACACUGUUGCGAUACUUCUUUGGCGCAAAGGGCACAGAAACUCUCAAUUAUACCUGCUUCUGCACGUUCAUGGAUAAUUUACAGGCGGAGGUUCUGGAGCUUGAAUUCUAUGAGUUCUCUAAGGGUAUGCCGACAAUCUCAGAGUCUGAGUUUGCUCACAUUCUACUGAGAUACACCAACAUGGAGGAGUACAAGAUGCAGGAGUUCAUUCACAGAGUUCAAGAACGGAUGCCUGAAGAAAAGGGCAUAAACUUUGAGAACUUCAAGGACUUCUUUCAGUUCUUGAAUAACCUGGAUGACUUUCAGAUUGUUCUGAGGAUGUUCACCUUCGCAGACCAGCCCAUGAAUGAAGGAGAGUUUGGGCGAGCUGUGCAGAUAGCAACGGGACACUUCUUAGAUCCACAUGUGGUCCACACAGUAUUCCAGAUAUUUGACAUGGACGGCGAUGGUAAACUGAGUCAGAACGAGUUCCUGGGAGUGAUGAAAAACAGGAUCCACCGUGGCUUCAGGGAACACCUCCAGAAGCCAGUAGGCUGGCAGGGAUUCAAGGCAUGUGUCAAACAAGAACUCAAGCAGAAAUGAGCCAGUAGCGUUAAGCUUUCCCUGGUGUGGCGUCGUCGUCGUGAAAUGUUCUGAUGACAAUAACUCCUUAUCAUGUUUGUUGUUCUCUCGGAGUCUCUGUAUCCUAUAUCGUAAACCACAGAUCCUUGUCAUUUGAUUGGUAGAACACGCAUCACGUGUCAUCCACUAUUUUCCCAUGUAUUUUUAUUCCGACACUCCAUAAUUUAAUAUUGGAGUCCAAUAUGGGUAACUUAUGGACACUUUGCUGCAUGGCCUCAAGAGAGGUGUUUUCCGCCCAUUUGUUCAAGUGAGGCAAGGUCGGCAUACAAAGUCGCUGUAUUUAUGGAAUCAUCCAUAUUUUUGUGUUGGCUUGGUGAACGAGUUUCCAGAUCUAUAUUGUGUUUAUUGUGAGUAAAUUUCAGAUGACAAGGAUAACAUUUUCAAAUGACAAGGAUGUGUGAGGUAUACAAAACAAAUAAUGAAUGCAUUGUUUGUGCAUUGUCACAGAAUAAAAUCACUCUGUGAUACCUGUUUUUUUCCAUUCCAAUCAGUUUCAUCUCGUGAAAUGGAAUAGUCCAGAUUUCACGUUAUAUUUUGCAAUAUUGCAAAUAUGCAUCCAAUAUGUGUAUAUUGUACCGGGUUUUUCUCCAUUUAUACUAGCCUUUUGUCAAGGCCGUCGUGGCUUAGACAGCUCCCUAUAGCCAUGAUCCCAGGUGACUGGAAGAGUGGCAAAGGACCUAUUUGCGGUUAUUUAUGAAUUAUGACUUGUGCAUUAUUCAUAACUUGUAUGCAAAGUGCGGCAAGAUUAUCCAAUUAAAAAAUGGACUUUCCCAAAACUGUUUUAUAAACCGAUCCAAGUUUAGAUUUUUUUUUUACCAGGCAGUGUGCAUAACUGUUUAAAGUAUGCUGACGCACACCGAUUUGGAAGCAAAAGUCAAGAUUUAUAAAGAAAAAGAUAAGAAACCGUAAUUGAGUUGUAAAAGGCCCUCGUGCUGGGCCACUCGAGGUGUGGUCUCUCCUUCCAGUCACUUGGGAUAGCAGCUCUAUGAAGCUGCCUAAGCCACGAAAGCCUUGGCAAAAGGCUACAUUUAUACAAGAAUGAUUCCAGGGCCCAAUUUCAUAGCCCUGCUUAACGGUAAGCAAAUUUGCGUGCUUACUGUAGCAGAAAAAUUGGG